Limanda limanda (common dab) is the source of this 1570-nucleotide messenger RNA. Its product is annotated as peripheral myelin protein 22-like. Gene Ontology annotation, cellular component: plasma membrane. The record is from RefSeq and is a predicted model, not a curated record. The transcript is spliced from 5 exons. NCBI's taxonomy places the organism in Eukaryota, Metazoa, Chordata, Actinopteri, Pleuronectiformes, Pleuronectidae. The coding region runs from base 76 to 564 and encodes 162 amino acids.
GAAACCAGUGUCCCUGAGUGAAGGAGGAAUUACACGUGAAGACACAGACAGGUCGACAUCCAACACACAGUCAUCAUGCUGAUCCUCCUCGCUGGCAUCUUUGGUGUUCACAUCAUUGCCAUCAUCCUCCUCCUGGUGGCUACUAUCGACAAUGCCUGGUGGAUGACUGACACCAUGUCCACCGACGUGUGGGGCCGGUGGCUCCUGCAAAACGGCAAAUGGAACCUCACCGAUCUUCCCGAAGGAUCACACUACCCACAAGAUUACCUCCAGGCAGUGCAGGCCAGCUCCAUCCUCGCUUGCAUCUUCUCCAUCGUGGGCAUCUUCGUGUUCGUGGCUCAGCUCUUCACCCUGGACAAAGGGAAGAGGUUCACCAUCUCCGGCGUCUUCCAGUUCCUCGCCUGCCUGUGCAUCAUGAUCGCUGCCUCCAUCUACACAGACGUCUUCCACAAGGACGAGGCGGACGGCUGGUACGGCCACUGCUUCAUCCUGGCGUGGAUCUCCUUCGGGCUCACGCUCAUCUCCUCCAUCACCUACUUUGUGCUACGCAAGAAGACGGCGUGAGCAGGACACUGUAGCCCCCGCCCCCCGACCGGCCCACGCUCCUCUUGGCCGGAUCUACUCCUUCAGCUGAAAUCUGGGUUUAGUUAGAUUUUGCAGAUUUGAGCUGCUGGUGUAAAUCCAGCUGCAGAUAGGACAGACGUGUUGAUCCUCUCGAAUCCACACCGGUGUUUUACUGAGUCUGUUCCAGAUAAUCAGGAUUUUUUUCAAUUUGAGAGUUUGAGCCGGUUUCCCUUGUGGCCAUCUGAGGAUUAAGAAUAUUAUUUUUGUAGUUAACUGAACAAAAAAAGGCCUCGAUGUUUAUAAGAUGAUAAAUUAAGAUCUGACAUUGUGUCUGGCUUGCAACAAAAGCCAAGGAGUGAUAUCUGUGGUCUUUUUUUUUUAGUAAUGUACAUUUAUAGAUGGAUACGACUGCUGGAUAAGGACACACGAGCGGCUUUAUGAUUUUAGCAUUGUUUUUUGUUUUUCUUUCGAUAUUAUAUUGUUCGUACUGUUACCUGCUCUGUUCCGACUUUGUAUAACGUGCCACUAGUUAACAAACGACACAAUGCUGUUUGUUCCAUCUCCAUGUCACGUGCUGAUCUGUGUGUAUCCUCACCAUGAAACUAUGCAAUGACAUAAAGUGAAAAAACCCAAAAUGAUAUCUUCUAAUUAUUUGUAUCUAGGAAGAAAACAAACUGGUUUUAAUGUGAGAUGUCCACUUUGAUGACUCUCUGGUCCUUUCACACCAAUAAACUGAUGAGACGUGUCGACUUACACACGUGUACAUAUGAAACUCAACAUUUUACACAAAGAAAAUAACCAAAAAUGGAUGUAAAUCCAAACUUAUACCAGUAACAUAUCACUUUCAGACACUUUCAGCCAAACCAGCUCCUUUCGAUGCAGAAAGAAAACUGAUUAGACUCUUAACAGUUUGAGACACAAUGUGUAAAUAUGAUAUGUUUCCCACAAUGUUCCUCAUGUCAAAUGAUUUAUUUUGUUUCUGUGACUUUUACUUCUCACCGUGAAU